AUGCGCGAGGAUGAUUCAGCACCAUCCAGCGCACGUUCAUCACCACGGUCACGAGGUGUGACCCCAGCGCCGGCCCCGUCUCCCACUGAAUGUCGUCGCAUAUUCGACUCACGUGCUUCUAUUGUGCUCGUAGGUAUUCCAGGCGCAGGCAAGUCGACGCUGUCGUUGAUGGCAGCAGCGGCUUGUCAAAGACGAAUUGUGGACAUCGAGACUCUGUUCAGCCAGGCCACAGGACGUUCAAUGACAGAGUAUCAAAAGCAAUUUGGAGGCUCCAAUCGUAAUUUACGGCAUGCUGAAGUGCUACAAAACGCUCUUCACACCUUUGACAAGGGCGCCAUCAUCGUGUGCAAUGGCAUCUAUCGACUAGAUGCGAAGAGCCAGGCUAUAUUGCACGAAUUUGCGAAGACACAUCCAGUAAUCCACGUUCUGCGCGAAUCGCGCAGUGUGUAUCAGUAUCUUGAUACUGCCGAAGAGUCGAAGCUCCAGCAUGUACUCGCUGUGAGCACCCCAACCUUCAGGAGGUGUUCCAACUACGAGUUUUACAAUCUUGACGAAACCCGAGCUGCACACCAUUCUGUGACACCAGCGCAUCAACCCGCAGUUCCGGCAUUUUUGACACUCAAAAGGGCUGAAAGAACCUUCUUCAAGUACCUCUCGCUCAUCCUAUCAAGCCAAAACACCCAUGGCAAGGUCCAAAGCGCGACGCCUCCUAUAGAACCUGGUCAUUUUCCGCUAUCGUAUCUCGCGACUGAGCAGCGAAGCUACACAUGCGCUGUUCAAGUUUUGCUCUCUGAUGUCGUUUUGGAGGAGAUCGAUAUUGAAGAGCUUGAGUUUGGCUGUGACGCCUUUGAGCUGGUCGUGGAACCGGACCAGCUUACCCUUCAUCGAGCAGAGGACAUCACUAAAAGCAUAUUCAAAGUUCGAAGAAGUACAGUAAUUCCGAUCAUAUACCACGUCAUGCCAGCCGGUAGAAGUCUGGAGUAUGCAAAGUCUUCUUACCUAUCGAGCGUGCGCCACGGCCUCCGCAUGGCACCAGAGUUCGCGACGAUUGAUUUGACCAUGGAUGAAGAAGACAUCAUGGCAAUAGUUCUAGCCAGAGGUUCCACCAAGAUCAUCGGCCAUCUUCAUUCUGACAAGGACUGGUAUCAUCCGUUCUGGAUCGAGAAGUACAACAUGGCCAUGCAAUUAGGGUGCAGUGUUGUCCGCUUCACUCGUCCUGCGAAAUUCAUGGACGACAACGCCGCAAUUCAAAGUUUUAGGAACACGAUAUUUGCUAAACCCAGAAAAAUCCCUUUGAUAUGUUACAACACCGGUCGAGCAGGUCGCCGCUCUGCUUGCUUCAACCAGGUGUUGACACCUGUUAUUCCGGAAGCACUCAUGAAAGACGGCGCAGACUUCGAAAAGCGGGUUCGACAUAAUCCGGAGACAUCUUGGCUCACCGUACAGGAAGCUACACAUAUCCUGUACGCUUCCUUCACAUACGAUCCUAUGGAGUUCUAUAUCCUGGGAGCCAGCGCCGGAUACAGUCUAUCGCCAGUAAUGCACAAUGCAGCUUACAAGACAUGCGGCAUGCCACAUCACUUUGAUCGACUCCAGACCACCACUCUGAACGACAGUCUAGCAGAAUUGCUUCGCAAGCCAAAUUUUGGUGGCACAGCAAUCAGCCAGCCAUUCAAGAUCAAAGCCAUCUCCCUAGCACACUCUAUCAGCCGACAUGCCCAAGCAAUCGGAGCGAUCAACACCUUGAUACCAGUUCGCCAUCUCAACGAUGAUGGCAGCGUGCCUGAUGCGGAUGAUAUUGAGCUUUUCCAAGAACGCAACCAAGCAGGUCCGGUCAAAGCUCUGUACGGUGACAACACAGACUGGAUUGGCAUUCGCUCAUGUAUCCGGCGUAGCUUGUCACCCGCGAACGCAGUGCGGCCAACUACUUGUGGGCUCAUCAUAGGCGCUGGUGGUAUGGCGCGUGCAGGUGUCUACGCGCUUCUGCAGCUGGGUGUUAAAGACAUUGUAAUAUUCAAUCGCACGUACGAGAAUGCGGAGAAGCUUGUAGCGCACUUCACACAGCUCACGUCAAAACCUUCAGCUGCCAAGCUCUUCCCGUCUUUCGUCCAAGCAUCGCAGCCGUCAUUCCAGAUUCUCCGAUCUCGAGAAGAGACUUGGCCAGAGCACUUUCAUCCCAUUGGCGAUACUCCUUCACCGCAAUUCACCCUGCCUCCACACUGGAUGCAAUCGCCAACCGGUGGAGUCGUGGUCGAGCUUACGUAUAGAACACUCAACACGCCUUUAAUGAAGCAAGUUCGAGAAGAAGCUUCAGCAUCGUGGAUAUGUAUGGACGGCCUGGACUUGCUUCCCGAGCAAGGUUUCGCUCAAUUCGAAUUGUUCACUGGACGAAGAGCACCACGCAGGAUAAUGCGAGAAGAGGUCCUGAAGUGCUGGACUGACGAGCAGGGACAUUCGAACCCGACAAUGGUCAGGACGAGGCUGGAAGCUAUGGAGGGACAGGAGCCUUGA
Molecule: messenger RNA, 2511 nt
Organism: Parastagonospora nodorum SN15
Lineage: Eukaryota; Fungi; Ascomycota; Dothideomycetes; Pleosporales; Phaeosphaeriaceae
Exons: 2
Coding region: 1-2511 (836 amino acids)
Biological process (GO): chorismate biosynthetic process
Molecular function (GO): 3-dehydroquinate dehydratase activity; 3-phosphoshikimate 1-carboxyvinyltransferase activity; shikimate 3-dehydrogenase (NADP+) activity
Source: RefSeq, a predicted model, not a curated record